AUGAACAAAAUCUCCCCCCAGGUAAAAGCUGCCUGGGCCUGAACUGACUCUUGACCAAGGGGGCCAUCCUGGAGAUGGCAAGGGCUUGGGGGAGGGGACCCUAGGACCCACGGCCACAUCCGUCUGCCCUGGGGACUCGCUCCAAGUGAGAGCCAUGAGUACUGAGAAGUAGCACAGGACACCUAGGGGUGUUAGGGCACUGUCACUGGGAGGACCUGCCUGAGUCAGUUUGGAGGACAAAGGAGGAGUGGGUCCUGGGUGGAAGCCGCCCUACUGUACGGGUCAAAGUGUGGAAAUGUGAAACCCAGGAUGAGCCUGGGCUGUGAGAGACCAGAAGUUUGCCCAGCCUGCUUCUGGUUUCUUGGGCAGGCAGAUGCCGAGAGCAACAUCGCCACUGGAAGGAAAGCCCGCCCUGGAGAUGAAGGCUGUGGCCCGCUCUGCUGCUCACGCCGUGGGGCCUGCCUCUCGGUCGGCCUGCUGCUUCUGCUGGCCAUGCUCGCUGCCUUGCUCACUGUGGCCACCGUCCUGGGACAUCCACCCCGCACGCCAGAGACUCACUCCUGCGUGACACUGGCCAACAGGACGGGGUUCUUGUGCCACGACCAAAGGCACUGCAUCCCAGCCCAUGCCGUGUGCGAUGGCAUCCGCACCUGUCCUCAUGGUGAGGACGAGGCUGAGAGCCUGUGCCGAGAUGUGCCCCAGAGCCUCCCCAGCUUCCUCCUGACCACCUGUGGAGACCCAGACUCCUGGAUCUACUCAGACCAGAAAUGUGAUGGUGUCAACAACUGUGGAGACUGCUCGGAUGAGCUGAGCCCAGUGACUGCGUGCCCGCCCUGUGGCCCUGGGUGGUGGCGCUGCACGCCAACUGUGUUCAAGUACUGCAGCUGUGUCCCGAGGGAUCUGUGCCGGGAUGGCGUGCAGCACUGCUCUGAUUGGUCAGAUGAGUACUCCUGUCCUGGACCCUGA
Molecule: messenger RNA, 966 nt
Organism: Mus pahari (shrew mouse)
Lineage: Eukaryota; Metazoa; Chordata; Mammalia; Rodentia; Muridae
Gene: Ldlrad1
Product: low density lipoprotein receptor class A domain containing 1
Exons: 5
Coding region: 310-966 (218 amino acids)
Cellular component (GO): plasma membrane
Molecular function (GO): protein binding
Source: RefSeq, a predicted model, not a curated record